Messenger RNA from Bolinopsis microptera, 945 nucleotides. Its product is annotated as ski oncogene-like. The transcript has a single exon. The record is from RefSeq and is a predicted model, not a curated record. Bases 19 to 741 code for a protein of 240 amino acids. Lineage: Eukaryota; Metazoa; Ctenophora; Tentaculata; Lobata; Bolinopsidae.
CACUCUAAAAACACCAACAUGUCUUCUGAACUGGACCAACUGAAAGCAGCGCACGAAGAACUCAGACUUCAGAAGAGAGCUAUCGACCGAGAGACCGAGGAUACUAGAACCAAGACUAUCGAGGACAAACGAGUAGCUGCAGCUGAGAUCGAGAAGCUACAACUGGAUCUGGAGUCUUUGAAGGAGGAAAGCGCAGCUCUUACAGAAAAGAACAAAAACUUAGAAAGCGACGUGGCAAGUCUUAAACUUGAUCAUGAGGAGAAGAAGAAGAAACAGGAGGAAGAUUACGACAACCAGAGACGUGCCAAGCAGAAGCUGCAGUUCCAGGAAGCUAAACUUUGCACCAAGAAAGUGAAUGUUGAGAAGAAAUGUGACCCAGUUGAAGUACAUAAACUUCAGAUCGAAGAACUUGAAAAGGAGGUUGAGCACAACAAAAACGAGAGGGAGGAGGUCAAGAAGAUCUAUGAAACUGAGAUGAACAAAUUAGACAACAUUCUUUCGAAAGUAAAUUUCCAGAAGAAGACCUGGGAAAAGAAAGUUCAGGCUGCAAGAGAACAGCUCCUGAAACUGAACGCUAACUGUAUCAAUAUCAGGGAAUCUUCCAGGAAGGAACUCUUCGAGAAAGAUCUGCUUCUCCAACGCCUGGUUCUGGACACAAACAGGUGCCUAAAGUCUAUCCCUGAACUUGAGGCAAGCACAGCUGUUCUCGAGAAAAUGAUCAAAGACACUGUUUUGAUGUGAUGAUUAAAAACAUUGUACACUUUGGGGUCAGAAAUUUAUAAAUAUUUUCAGCGGUCAGCUUUUACAAUAUGCAAUAUGAUUUAAGCUUUAGUUUUUCCAAUUUUUGGUUGCCACUUAUGCAAUACAUAAUAUUAUGUAUACUAUUCGAUCAUUUUAUAUAUUAGGGCCUAUAUGUGAAUAACUGUAAUUCUAUUUUUGCAUCUC